This is a messenger RNA of Naegleria gruberi, 1974 nucleotides long. RefSeq lists its product as uncharacterized. The coding region runs from base 1 to 1974 and encodes 657 amino acids. The record is from RefSeq and is a predicted model, not a curated record. The transcript has a single exon. NCBI's taxonomy places the organism in Eukaryota, Heterolobosea, Eutetramitea, Acrasida, Naegleriidae.
AUGUACAUACUCAAUUCGCCCCAUGGAAGUGGAAAAUCCUUCUCCAUUUCACACAUUGCUUGUACUAAUACGGCAUUUUUGUUGAAUAUUGAGCUGGGUCUGGCAAGUGAUGCCAUUCUAACCUUAUUAGCGAGUUUCUUAGAGGUAGAGUCGACACAUGGUAAGAAACAGAGUCGGCACAAUUCAACUGAACUCUUGUUCAUGAUUUAUAAUUCUCAACUCAUCCUAAUGCAAACCCUUUUGAAAAACAAUCCAAAUAAUUUUACUCCUUUUAAUUGGUGGAUUUAUGUAAAUAGUGCAAUUGGAAGAGAACAUUUCAAUAGUGUCUUCAAACAAUUACUGGAAUACGAGACAGCCAAUGUGCAUUUUGAAUCUUACAAAUUAUUCAAAUAUUUACAAAGGACUAUUCGUGAAAAAAUUGGUCAAAAACCUUUGAUUUUCGGCAUUGAUGAUAUGGGAGUGAUUGGAACUCUAAAUGAUGGUAAAACCAAGAGUAAGCUGGAUCCUUCCACUUUGAUUGGAAAGGUUUUCAAUAGUCUUCUCUCCUAUCCUCACAAUAGUGCUAUUAUAUCUGGUAGUAAUAUUUCACAAAGCUCAAUUAGACACCUGACUGGAGAAUUGAAGAGAGAUUAUCAAAUUAUCUCAGGAUAUGGAGUGGUUGGUUCCAGUGAGGUUUACAAUUUUAUUGAUAAGCUGUUGAAUGUGAAAAAGGUUUUACCUGAUUCGUAUGUGCAAAUUUUAGCCAGUUUGGCAAAGGGAAGAAGAGGAAUAUUAUUUGAAUGGUUGGAAAGUAUUAUAGCUUGUCCUCCAUUUGAUUCAUCACAAACUUCACUUGAAGAGUGGUCAACUAGAAUGCUUACAUCAUCUCUGGAGAAUGUUAUACAGUCACAUUAUUCAAUGUAUAAGAAAUGUCUCAACGAUAUGAAUACGAAAGAUAUGGAUGUGGCAUCUUUGAAAAAUGAUGUGAUGCAAAAUCUUUCACUAAGGGGAUUUAUCAACGUAGACGAGUUGAAUCAUCAAUUGGGACUGGUAACAAGAGGAGUGAAUCACCUGUCUCUUCUCAAUUUUAUUACUAAUAAUGAGCUGGCUUUUACAGUGCCUUCAUUAUCAGAUUCUUCACAGUAUUACAAGAUACCUGAGCCGCUACUAAUGUACUCAGUUAACAAGGCACUAAAUUUGGAGGAUCUCAUUCGAGUUUCCAAUAGUUGGCUUAAGAAAGUCUUGAAAAGAUCUGAUACAAAUGAAAGAGGAUUUGCUAUUGAAAUAGUUUGUGGAUUGGUAAUGGCUAAGAUUUCAAGAGAAUUGAAUGGAAAACCACUCACAGAUCAUGUGCUUUUCAAAUCAUCAAAUAGUGAAGAAUCAUUUCUUUGCAAUUUUACACUCAACCCUAAUUUAAUGCUUAUUCAAAGUGAGGAUAUUUGGAAAGUAUUAAUUGGAUCUCACAAAUAUGAUUACAAAUUUACAGAUAUUGAUAUUAGCUCAUUUUAUGGAACAAGUUUGGAUAUUAAUUUGAGGUGGGAUGGAUUAUUAUUGGGACAACCAAUUAAAUCGGAUCAGAAACCACUUAUAAUAACAUGUGGAGCCAAGAUGAUUAAUAGUGCAAUUCAUCCUGAGCAAUUUCUCAUGAAUUUACAAAGCACUAGUAUUUCGAAUGGAUUCAUGACUAAAGACCUGAAACGAAUUCAACCUAAAUGCGAAGAGGAUAGAAAGUUCUUGACCUCAAUGCUGAAUUCUAAUCCAAAUCAAGAUGUUUGCAAUUUGAGAAUAUUGUUUGAUUAUACAGCAGAUGCCACUCAUUUCGAAUAUUUGACAUCUAAGGAAAAGAUUCCUACUGAUAUCGAACCUCGCAUCAAAUCAAAGGUUGUUGUAUUGAGUAGACACAAUCCUAUAUUCUAUCAAUGGUUCAAAGAAUCUCUUCCAGAAACAUUUGAAAUAUUCGAAAGAUAUUGGUACAAAUAUUGUUACAUUAGAUAA